Messenger RNA from Parastagonospora nodorum SN15, 1624 nucleotides. RefSeq lists its product as hypothetical. Bases 1 to 1434 code for a protein of 477 amino acids. The transcript has 3 exons. The record is from RefSeq and is a predicted model, not a curated record. Lineage: Eukaryota; Fungi; Ascomycota; Dothideomycetes; Pleosporales; Phaeosphaeriaceae.
AUGGCGCUGAAACACUUGUUCGGUCUCGCCUAUGUCGCGCUGACCGCCAAAGCUCAGUCCAGCUCAGCGGCAGCUUGCCCCAGCUCCACGAUCGGCCCCGCACAUGGAGCACCUUCGGUCGCGCCAGGAUUCCGUGUCCAGGUUGUCGCCAAUAAUCUGCGAGACCCCAGAAGUAUCCAAUUUGACUCCGCGGGCGGCUUGUUGGUUGUGGAGCAAGGACACGGGAUCAGCAGGCUGCAGCUUAGUGGAGAUGCAACUGACAUUCUUCAGAUCAGCCAUGGCAUUGCCCUCUCGCAAGAUGGUAGCACGCUGUAUGCUUCGACCUACAACCAUGUCUACCGAUGGCAGUACAAUGCCCAAGAGGGCCGCAUCACGGGCAAUCCAUCCACCAUCAUUGAGAACAUGGGCGAAAAUGACGGCCAUACGACUCGCACCCUUCUCCUGUCCGGCAAAGUGCCCUCUUUACUUUUAGUCAGCCGCGGUAGCCAAGGUAACCUGGAUGACAACACAUUAGACAUCAACAGCGGAGUCUCAACGAUCAAAGCAUACAAUGUGAGCAACGUCACAGACACAGCAUACAACCAGCCACGGGAUGGCCUGUUGUUAGGCUGGGGUCUCAGGAACUCAGUAGGUAUCGCUGAAGAUCCCGUCACUGGUGCCGUCUACUCUGUCGAGAACAGCGUGGAUGACCUCGAGAGGAGUGGCCAAACCAUCAACCAAAACAAUCCUGGUGAGGAAUUGAACUACCAUGGAUUCCUUAACCAAACGAGCGAUGUUACGGGGAAGAAUUUCGGCUACCCAACGUGCUUCGCAGCUUGGAACGUGACAGAGAUACCAGACAACAAUGGCCUUAAGACCGGGUCAAACUUUGCGAUCGGUACUCAGAAUGCCACCUUGAACGAUACGUACUGUCAAGAAGACCGCGUAGCUCCGAGGAUCACCUUUCAAGCUCACAUGGCACCUCUGGACAUGAAGUUCAACACUAACGGCACAGGGGCUUGGGUGACGAUGCAUGGCUCAUGGAACCGUGAUGCACCCAUCGGUUACAAGCUCAGUUUUGUUGAAUUCGAUGGCAACGGCUCACCCACCGCAGCGGCAAACAGCACUACCGCAGCCAUCGACAUCGUCUCCAACCCUGACUUGUCCGCAUGCCCAAGCAACUGUUUCCGACCUGUGGGGCUUGCGUGGGAUUCCCAAGGCAGACUCUUCAUGAGCAGUGAUUCAACCGGAGAAAUCUACAUGAUCACCAAGACAGAUGGCAGUGGCGUAAACGAUGUGCGCCAAGUUUCGACCGGUGGUUCAAAUAGUGGGAGCAACACAGGUAAUGCACCAGCCCCGAGUUCGAGCCAGGGUGCUGGCGUAAAGAGUUGGAAGGUCGGUCAGGGCAGUUUCUGGAUCGCUGGUGCGGCGGCUGUUGGCGGUGCGCUGCCCUAGGCUGAAGGUGUGAUCUGAAGAAGUGGUAUGGUGGAGAUGCGAUGCAUCCGACCGUAAUGCAUCCGCAGCCUGCACGAUGGAAGACAUGCUAAUUCAUUGAACAACUUCCGUCGGUCUCACUCGCUACUCAUUAUGUGCGUGUUCCACGCCUCUACAAGAUACAUACAUAUCAUGAAUUAUUGAUAACGAC